AUGUCGUUCGCCCCGCCUUCUGGGCCUCCACCGCCCUCGGUACCUGAGGGAUGGAAAGCGCAGUAUGACGAUCGAUACCACGCUUGGUUUUAUGUAGACCUUGCUACAGGCAAAUCGCAAUGGGACCGCCCGGAAGCCGCCCCACCGCACGGUGACCCUCCCCCGCCAUCAUACAACAACGCCGGGCCUGGAGACCCAGCAGCGAUAGCCAAUGUGGGAGACCAGAAGCAACACAUGGGUUCAAACAACCCUUAUAACCCUUCAACAAAUGCUGGCCCAGGCAAUGCGAACUCUCACGUGAUCGACGAAGACGCACGACUUGCCGCUAAGCUUCAAGCCGAGGAAGAUGCCCGGGCUGGCACACGAGGAGCAGGAGCCGGCUCAGGAGAUCGUGGGGCCUCCUCGGACUACUACAACGAUGCCUCGCGGCCACAGUCCACUGGUCCAGGCGGAUAUGCGACGGGCUCAGCAUCGCAUAGCCCGAUGCCUGAACAGGCACAAAAGCGCAGCAAAGGUGGGUUUUUGAGCAAGCUGAUGGGCAAGAGCUUAAGCAAGCCGUCUCGGCCACAGCAACAGUACGCCUCGUAUGCCCAGCAAGGUCCUCCUCCUGGUGCUUAUUACGGCGGUGGCUAUCCUCCGCAACAGGGGCCCCAGCCUGGAUAUGGACUCUCCGGACCGGGAUACGGAGGCGGAUACGGAGGAUUCCCGCAGCAGGGUGGAUAUUACCAUCAGCAACCGCCCCGCAGGCAAGGUGGAGGGGGUAUGGGAACUGCCGGUGCUGCUGCUCUAGGAGUUGGUGGCGGUUUGCUUGGCGGUUUGCUGAUUGCUGAUGCUAUCGAUGAUUUUCAUGACAACGAUGAUUACGGCGGUGGCGGUGAUGAUUAUGGUGGUGGUGAUGACUUCGGAGGAGGCGACUUCUAA
Penicillium digitatum Pd1 is the source of this 921-nucleotide messenger RNA. Its product is annotated as WW domain-containing protein. Gene Ontology annotation, molecular function: protein binding. The record is from RefSeq and is a predicted model, not a curated record. NCBI's taxonomy places the organism in Eukaryota, Fungi, Ascomycota, Eurotiomycetes, Eurotiales, Aspergillaceae.